UAUCGUUGUUAUGCAUCGUGUCGAACAAUGUGGUGAGGACGGCUAAAUCCUCAAAUUCAAACACAACAUUAUUUCAGCACCCAGUGUCGGGCAAUUCUACUGCAGUUUCAGACCAUCUUCUGCAAUAGUACUAGUGGGGAAAGAUUGCCACGUCUACGAGUUCCCUUCUUUGCGCUCAGGCAUCCAAUCUUGACCUUGUUAAGCACCACGGCCUGCUCUAGUUCCUACAAUGUCAGCAGAUGCCAGGCGGAGCAGGUCACAUAGCGAUGACGAGUCAUCCUCUCCGAUACCAUCGCCAGGUUCUGGCACUCAAGAUCGUGGUCGAUCAAGAACACGGCGGCCUUCUAAUCAGCUUCCAGAACACCACAUGAGAAAACGGUGAGAUCCAUCUUACCCUCGCCAUUACCGGCUUCAUUGACGAGGUGCGCUAGAGGGUAUCACUCUUUUAUGACUUCCUUUGGCAAGAUGUUUCACGUGGAGAAGCGCUGGAAGCUGGUACGAGAAAUGGGUUCGGGUGCAUAUGGCGUCGUCGUAUCUGCAGUAGACGAGAUCUCUGGUGAAACGGUGGCUAUUAAACUCGUCACUCGAAUAUUUGACAAAGUCCAGCUUGCGAAACGGGCACUGAGAGAGGUUACUCUCCUUCGGCAUUUCUCAAGCCAUGAGAACAUUACUGGAUUGAUUGAUGUGGAUGCCAUCUCCCCCGAUUUUCAGGAGAUACUACGACUUGAACCUUGCGCUGAACCUUUGGCAGCGGAUUUGCACCAAAUCAUAAAGUCCGGCCAGCAUUUAAGCAACGAACAUGUGCAGUACUUCCUAUACCAGAUUCUUCGUGGCAUGAAAUACGUCCACUCGGCCGCCGUCAUCCACCGAGAUCUGAAGCCAGGCAACUUACUCGUUAAUUCUGAUUGUGAACUGAAGAUAUGCGAUUUUGGCUUGAGUCGGGGAUUUGGCUCUGCCCCAGACGAGCAAGUAGGCCAUCUCACGGAAUAUGUAGCCACCAGGUGGUACAGGGCGCCAGAAAUCAUGCUGGCCUUCAGAGCCAUCGAUGUUUGGUCGAUAGGCUGUAUAUUUGCAGAGCUUAUGCUUGGACGCCCCCUGUUCAAGGUUGAUCAACUAAACAAGAUUCUUGAUGUUCUUGGAACCCCAGAAGAGGACGUGAUCAAUCGAAUUGGGAGCGAUAAGGCACAGCUUUAUAUCCGCUCACUUCCAGUUAAGAAGGCCGUACCACUGCGGAAGUUGCUUCCGACUGCUGAUGUGCAGGCCCUGGAUCUCUUGCAGAAAAUGCUGUCUUUCGACCCUUCGGCGCGCAUCUCAGUUCCUGACGCGCUCGCACAUCCCUGGCUGGCAUCCUACCAUGAAGAAACCGAUGAGCCCGAUUGUCCUACCGCUUUUGAAAAGUGGAGAGACAUCGAGAAGCUCGAGACUCUUGAAGAUUUCAGGAAGGCACUAUGGGAGGAAAUAGAGGAUUACAGGAUGGAAGUGCGAGGUAUCACACGUGAGCCGGCAGCGCCUGGCCCCCAUGAAAAUGCUCGCGGAGAGGACACCUGCGUUUCUGAAUCGCGGAGAAUGGACAGCCCCGAAGUUAUAAAGGAGAAUGUAGUCUCGGAUAGUCUUGCCCUGCCAGCUGCCUUGGACUACUUCCGUCCGUGCAUACCUGAAGACCCCGUCGUCAACUAUGCACGGCGCUCCAGCAUACUUCAACCACAACGCCAGCCGUCCACAUCUACGUAUAACUCACCACCAGCGUCAACCACGCAACACCCAUUCGUACCUAUGUUUGAUGGCCUGCCAACCAGUGCUAGUGGUAUCGUGUUUCCUAACGAAGGAUACAUUCUACCUGCUCGUUCCCGUGCGGCCUCGACUGCAACAGCAGCAGGGGGUGAAAUAGCAGUGCAGAAAUUGUUGCGGACUUUGUCGACGGUAUCAAUCCACGAGAGUCUGCUGGGGGGGUUGGCCGGUGUGGCGCCUAUCGGCAAAUUCAUUGUCGGGCAAGAAUCCGAAACAGAUGCCCCACCCAGUGAGAUGCCGAUGGAGUUCAGUGUUCGCACCAGGAAGGAAGGGGGAAGGAGUUAGUUAUACAAUUUUGUCUUGCAUAGAAUCAUCACAGUUUCCAAUGUAGAAUCUAUCGAUACACAUGAAUUGCAAAUUUCAACGAGGUUGCUGCGA
Messenger RNA from Suillus subaureus, 2166 nucleotides. Its product is annotated as kinase-like domain-containing protein. Gene Ontology annotation, biological process: intracellular signal transduction; protein phosphorylation. The transcript has 11 exons. Gene Ontology annotation, cellular component: cytoplasm; nucleus. The record is from RefSeq and is a predicted model, not a curated record. NCBI's taxonomy places the organism in Eukaryota, Fungi, Basidiomycota, Agaricomycetes, Boletales, Suillaceae. Gene Ontology annotation, molecular function: ATP binding; MAP kinase activity. The coding region runs from base 448 to 2073 and encodes 541 amino acids.